AAAAUUUGAUGAGGUAUCACUCUUCACAGGAAGGAGGAUGAUGAGAUAUUGGGAUAAUAAUAGAUUUUGCCUAAAGCAAAGGUAACGUUCCAAACAAAAUUCUAGAAAGCAGAGUGCAUCCCACCUCUAAAGAAAGGAAAAUGUCCUAGUUUGGAAGACAAUAAAGGGCGGAUCUCUCUAAACAAGUAACCUAUUACAUAGAAUUCAAGACCUAAUCAUAUCCUCCUAAGCCAUACAAGGUUAUUCUCCUAUUCUAGUCAAUUUGCAACCCCAAAACAUUAUCCUCUGUACCAAACCAGUACAAUCCCUUGGGGUUAUGAAGGGUUUAUUAGACACUGUCAGGUCAGUAGAGGUAACAGAACUAAAUGUCAUGGCAUCAGGGUCAAUUGAGAUGAACAAAAACGUGUUAUCUUCAACUAGCAGCAUAGUUCUUGGAGAGCAAUUACCUAAUGAUAAGAAUAAAACAUCUCGACACCCUCGGUGGACCAGACCAGAAACAUUGGUGCUCAUAGAAGGGAAGAAGAUUGCAGAAGAUAGAAAGGGGUGUGGGACUAGUUCAGUUCUUGGUUGUGCACAAAUUAAACCAAAGUGGGACUUGGUCUCAUCCUAUUCCAAGCAAAAUGGUGUCAACAGAGGACCAGUUCAAUGCAGAAAACGAUGGAGCAAUCUUAUUAGUGAUUUCAAGAAAAUAAGAACAUGGGAGUUACAAGUGAAAGAAAAGAGGGAUUCAUACUGGAUGAUGAUGAAUGACUUAAGGAAGAUGAGGAAGUUACCAGGUUUUUUUGAUAGGGAAAUAUAUGAUGUUUUGAAAGGGAAGGCAUUUAUUGAAGCAAAACAUCAACUUGCAGGCACAGAUGUAAAUACUGGUCAUCAUAUGGAAACUGGAGAGGGAGGGGAUGAGGUGCAAGAUAAUGGGAAGGCUCAACAAGUUCUUGGAAGUGGCCAUCAUAAAAUAGCAGAUAGUGGUAUUCUUUCAGACUUUGAACCAACACCACAAUGGAAUGAGGAUGAUUCUACUGAAGAAGGGAUCACACCAACAAUCACCAUCCCUUCACCAGUGUCAAUCUCAGGUGUUUAAACAUCAUUUACAACUAUGCUAGCUUAGUUGCUUACUUGCUUUCACAAUUCAAUGAAACACACAAUCAACUUGGAGAUGUUUGAAUGGUAGAAAUUUGAGAAACUAGGGAAAAAAUAAAGUUAUGGUAGGCACUCUCUUUCUAGUUUCUAUUUCAGUAUAGUUCAGAUGUUUUCCCCUUGCCUAGUUACAGAUUCAAGACAUAAAUCUAGUGGCAUGAUAUUGCGCCUACUUACUUGCUUCAUUAGUUCAUUACAUGCUUCAAAAUUAUUCCAAAAAUUGGAAACUGACCUUUUCCAGUUUUUGAAGACUUGUAAUUCUUUUGUUCUAAAAUUAUUUUAUUUUACUUUAUUUUUGGUAAGCAGAGAAGAAUUGUCAGCCACUUCGCCAAGCAUGCCCAUAUCCAGGUAAGAUGAAAAACAAGAGCAAUAUUAUUUUUUUAUGCUUCUAAUGGAUGUCAUAUUAGAAAUUAGAAUGCAACAUAAAAUGAUCAACCCUAUUUGAUAGUUACAGUUUAUUUGGAUACUACAGAGUAUCACUUAUUUAUGAUCAUGAAUGAGUAAUUUAGCUAUACUCAAUAGAAUGCUGAAAAGCCAUGUGCAUCUAGGCAAGUGUAAAUGCACACAUCUAGAGAUUG
Messenger RNA from Ipomoea triloba (trilobed morning glory), 1712 nucleotides. RefSeq lists its product as uncharacterized. The transcript has a single exon. NCBI's taxonomy places the organism in Eukaryota, Viridiplantae, Streptophyta, Magnoliopsida, Solanales, Convolvulaceae. Bases 317 to 1078 code for a protein of 253 amino acids. The record is from RefSeq and is a predicted model, not a curated record.